Molecule: messenger RNA, 2036 nt
Organism: Saccoglossus kowalevskii
Lineage: Eukaryota; Metazoa; Hemichordata; Enteropneusta; Harrimaniidae
Product: coatomer subunit zeta-1-like
Biological process (GO): intracellular protein transport; retrograde vesicle-mediated transport, Golgi to endoplasmic reticulum; intra-Golgi vesicle-mediated transport
Cellular component (GO): COPI vesicle coat
Source: RefSeq, a predicted model, not a curated record
GAUCUGGACACGUCGACUUUGAUGACAACAAAUUGCCAGCAUGGACGCUCCUCUUCAUGAACCAUCGCUGUAUGCUGUGAAAGCGAUUGCUAUUCUUGAUAAUGAUGGAGAAAGAUUAUUGUCUAAGUAUUAUGACGAUACAUUCCCGUCAUCUAAGGAGCAAAGGGUGUUUGAAAAAAAUCUAUUUAACAAAACACACAGAGCCAAUGCUGAAAUUAUAAUGUUAGAAGGCGUGACGUGUGUGUAUAGAAGUAACGUUGACCUGUUUUUCUAUGUAAUGGGCGGAUCACAUGAAAACGAACUCAUUCUUGUCAGUGUUUUAAAUUGCUUAUAUGAUUCAAUUAGUCAAAUGCUAAGAAAAAAUGUAGAAAAGCGUAUGUUAUUAGACCAUUUAGACGCUGUGAUGCUAGCAGUUGAUGAGAUUAUAGAUGGCGGAAUCAUACUGGAAGCUGAUCCUAAUGCUGUGGUGUCAAGAAUAGCAUUAAGAAUGGAUGACGUACCACUAACAGAACAAACAGUGGCACAGCACAUUACUAACAAACUGCAAGUUCUCCAGUCUGCCAAGGAACAGAUCAAGUGGUCUUUACUUAAGUAAUAUCAAUCCACUGACUACACAGCUGUGGAAAUCUAAAGCUGUUGAGUGUGAAAAGCACAAGAAGAAUCUAGUCCUACAUUAUGUAUAUACUAUAUUACUACAUUUAUUGUAGUAGACGCCAGAUUAUGAUUUGUAUUUAUCAAGUUUAGUCUUGUUUCAUUAAAUGUCAAGGUGGAUUGGUGGAUGAUUUGACUAUGCAUGUGAAUUGGGUGUGCAGUAAACCUGAUUAAACCUGUUGUGUAAACUGUACGUAAACAUGUUUAAACCAGUUUAAAACUGCUGCGUAAACUGUAAACCUGUUAAACCAGUUUAAACCUGCUGCGUAAUCUGAAAACAUGUUUUAACCAGUUUAAACAUGCUCUGUAACUGUAAACCUGUUUAAACCAGUUCAAACAUGCUUUGUAAAAAAGAAACCUGUUGUAACCAGUUUAACUCCAUCUAAAUCUGUUUAAAUCAAAUAUUUUUUUAGUCUAAACUAAACCAUCUGUAAACUGGAAACUCAUAAAUCAAGCAAUCAGUCCAUUCUCCAGAAACGCAUUCUUAUUGGGAUGGAUUGUUGGGAGCACAUUUUUUUUUUAUUUUUAAAAUGAGAUUUGUUGGAACAGAUCAUUUUUCAUUGAAUACUGAAAUAGAAGAAAUAACAGACAAGAUUGGAGCUGCAUCAUCAAAAAGUCUCGUAUGAUUUUUUUUUUAAAAAUUGUUGAUUUUCCCCAUCAAUACCACAAGCAUCUUUUCUGAUCUACGAAAUCCAAGAAUCAAUAUGCUUAUGCUUAUAUGUAAAUCCAUUUCUUAGUAAUCACUUAUGUAAGUUAAAGAUGCAAUAUGGACAAAAACAUAUAUUUUUUUAUUAUUGCUGUUCAAUAUUCCGUACUUAGAUCAAAUCAGGCUUUGAAUUUCCAUAAACUAAAACUGUUUGAUGAAAAAUCAAAUCCACUACUGUAGAAUACUUUAUUUUUUUGGCUUGGAAUUUAUUUUCGCUGAAGGGAUGAUUCCGUAAAAAUAAAAAUUAGCGAAUAUCCUUUUUUUUCUUAUAUUUCACAUUAAACUCAUCAAAAAUCAGUGAAAAUAAAUUCCAUACAAAACGCCCAAAAAGCCUUUUCAGCGAAAAUUAAUUCUAGCGAAAAUAAAGUAAUCCACACUAUUAUACAUGUGCAGUGAAUGUACAUACAAAAACUACCAGUGCACAUGUGUAUUAGAAAAUGUCAGUGCAUCAUUGAACGAGUACUCAGACAUGUGUUACAAGAAGUGCACCCUCAGGUUCUGAUAAAACAUUGUUUAAUGUACCGGUAAUAUGCUUUGUUAUACAUCUUUCACCGCCAUAAGUUACAGCGUCCUGUAAAUUUGCGGUAUUUUACAGGGUAUUUUCAUCCUACCAUAUUAGAAAAUGUGAAUUCCAAAUAUGGAAUGAUUAAGCUCCCUCUAAUUGUAACGACAAACAUGG